UAGUUCAGCUGUGUCUCCUCCGUUUGUUUUCUUUCUGGGGUGUUCCUGUAAAUUCGUGUUUGGGAGCGACAAUCCAGUCGAAAUUAGCUUUCCACUUGUGCGGAAAAUAAUUAGCGACCAGUAUGAGAGUGUCAGGUGGUCAGUUGCAGCAGUGUGGGCAGAAAAUCAGAUUACUUUAGGAAUAUUUUGAACCAGAGUUGGCAAGACUUUGGAUAUGUCAGGUGUAAGGUUUGGAGAGCAGUUGUAGUGAGUAGAAAGAAUUUUAAAUCUUUUUUGAGGGCCCGGGUUUGUCUCCUGGCCCACAAGGAAAUCUGAAAAAAAAAUUUUCAAGUUAUCUUUUGGGUCUCAGCAGUUUGUAACGAGAAGGCAGCUGGCACAGUUUCCCCAUUCCGGUUUCAGAGUUGAAUUGCAGAAAUCGAUAUUAUGGUGUGGAGGUAUUUUUUUUCUCAACCUGUUGAGAAAUGAGAACCCACUCGCUUGUUGUUCACCUGCACAAAUGAGCAAAUUGAUUUGGAGAUGUGGCCACCUAUCAUAAUUCUGUUGCUGGCAAAUUUGGCCUCAACUGAAGUGCAGUGCCCGGAUGGAAGACCUUGCCCAGAUGAAUCAACGUGUUGUAAACUUGAAUCUGGUAGUUAUGACUGCUGCCCAGUGGAAAAGAAUGUCCAGUGUUUUAAUGGGACCAAGCACUGUGGGAGACAUCACACCGGUGACACUGACCCAUCGUCCUCAGCACUGAAAUAUCCCAGUAUUUCAGUGGAAAGCAAGACACUUGAAAUGGAAACUGCCCUGCGCAACAACGUCAACAUGGAUAGCUCAGUAGUCUAUUGUGAUCGUACACAUUACUGUCUGGAUGGAUACACCUGUUGUAGAAUAGUGACUGGAGGUUGGAGUUGCUGCCCACAAGUUCAGACUGUCUGUUGUUAUGGUGGGUCAAUGUGCUGCCCACAAGACAACACAGAUCCAUCGUCCUCAGCAGUAAAAUAUCCCAGUAUUCCAAUGGAAGGCAACACACUUGAAAUGGAAACUGCUCUGAGCACCAGUGUUAACAGUGAUAGCUCAGUCCUUUGUGACCGUACGCAUUACUGUCCGAAUGGAAAUACUUGUUGUAAAACACGGACCGGAAGUUGGAGUUGUUGCCCACUACUUCAGGCUGUUUGUUGUAACGAUGGUAUUCACUGCUGUCCUUAUGGCACCAGGUGUGACCUUCAGAGGUUACGUUGUGUACAGGAUAGUGCCAGUGUACCAUGGCUCAUCAAGGAACCUGCAAUGAUUUGGUCAGAAGCUCUGCAAAGCAGCCUCAGUAGUGAUGGCUCGGUCGUUUAUUGUGAUGACACACAUGUUUGUAAAGCUGGAAGUACAUGCUGUAGGUUGUGGAACAAAACAUGGGGAUGCUGUCCAUAUCGUAACGCUCACUGCUGCUUUGAUGGACAACACUGCUGUCCUAAAUAUCACAUCUGUGAUAUAAGACAUCAAAGCUGCAGGAGGAUCUUUCCGUUGUACAAAUGGAUGCAGCUCUCCUCGAGCAAAACAUCUGAAAAAUCUGAAAAUCUUUAAAUCCGUCCUGCACCAAUCAUAGCGCUGAGUUUAACAUUACAAAGAAGGCAUGCUUCAAUUCUGCUUUGCUGCGAUGUGUAGAAAUAGCACCAAUUUUGGUUUCUAUUUGGUUGAUAUUUUCAAUAAUCACAUUACAGGAAUCAUUCUUUACUUGGCUACUUUUGAAAAAUUACCUGAUUUGUCCCUUUACCAGAAUUUGUAUCAGAGAAUAUUGUCAAAUAUGAUUGCUUUUAUUUUCCAGUAAAUCGUCAUAGGAGUUUUAGUAGCAAACACAUGUAUCUUAAUUAAUUGCUAUUUAACAAGUGUCAAAAAUAUGGCAAGAAGAUUUAACUAUGUUGAUAGUAAAAAAAUUUGAGAUUUGAACAUCCCGGAUCUAUUCUUACUCAUGUUCAUACUUUACAUAAAUUAUUAAGUUAUGAAGUCACCAAAGUGAGAUUAAACCCAUUGAAAGAGAUGACAUAGAAUCAAGGUACCAGCACACAAAGUACUUACCAUCAUUUCCACUACUCUUUUUCUUCAUCGGUCCAUUUAAACUCAUGUUUACUCACUAUCCCUCUAAUAUCCCAGAAUGUUUAAAUCAACUAUUAAAGAAAUGCAGACGAAAAAGUUACCCUGGAGCUGAUUCUGCUCCCAGAUUGUAACUUUGUGCAGCAGAACCUUGGUUAGAUUUUGUAGGAGUGAGGGUUGAUGAUGAAGUAUCAGUACUUACUGCUGUCAUUAACAUUCUGAAAUUGACUGUAGUAUUAGGAUUCUUUUUGGAGCUGGGGAGCAGAAAGAGAUUAUUACGGAAAUCCUGAAGUUGAUGUCUGUCACUUAAUGUUCUGACUUAGGCUGUGUUGUUAUCACAGCAACCCCUUUUGUACCUAGAGCUGGCAGAGGUUAAUUCAGUGCAAUUUUCAAUGUUCUACUCCUGUGCUGCUAUUUGAAAUCCCAUUAAAAAAAAACUUAAGAUCUUAUUUAAACAAGUGUAACUGAAUUUGUAAUAAUACUUCCAAUGUGACUUGGAAAUGAACAUAGAAGGUAUGUUUAAUAAGUUUGCAGAUGACACCAGAAUUGGAAGUGCAGUGACACAGUGAAGAAGGUUACCUUAGCGUACAAUGGGACCUUGAUCAGAAAGGCCAAUGGGCUGAGGAGGAGCAGGUGGAAUCUAAUUUAACUAAACAUGAAGUGCUGUAUUUUGGAAAGGCAAAUUAGGGCAGGACUUACACAUUUAAUAAGGUCCCGGGGAAUAUUGCUGAAUAAAGAGACCUUGUCGUGCAGGUGCAUAAUUCCUUGAAAGUGGAGUUGCAGGUAGAAAGGAUAGUGAAGAAGGCAUUUGGUAUACUUGCCUUUAUUGGUCAGUGCAUUGAGUAUCAGAGUUGGGAGGUCAUGUUGCAGCUGUGCAGAAUAUUGGUUAGGCCACUUUUGGAAUACUGUAUGCACUUCUGGUCUCCCAGCUAUAGGAAGGAUGUAGUGAAACUUGAAAGGGUUCAGAAAAAGAUUUACAAGGUUGUUGCCCGGAUUGGAGGGCUUGACCUUGGGCUAUAUGGAGAGGCUGAAUUGUAUGGGGAGUUGGAGGCUGAGAGGUGAACUUAGAGAAGUUUAUAAAGUCGUGAGGGGCAUGGAUAGGGUGAAUAGGCAAGGUCUUUUCCCUGGGGUGCGUCUAAAACUGGAGGGCACAGGUUUAAGGUGAGAGGGGAAAGGAUUUAAAACAAACAGACCUAAGGGCCAACAUUUUCAUGCAGAGGGUGAUGCGUGUAUGGAAUGAGCUGCCAGAGGACGUGGUGGAGGCUGGUACAGUGACAACAUUUAAAAAGCAUCUGGAUGGGUAUAUGAAUUGGAAGGGUUUGGAGGGAUAUGGGCCAAAUGGGACUAGAUUAAAUAAGAAAUGUGGUCAGCAUGGACGAGUUCGACUAAAGGGUCUGUUUCCAUGCUGUACAGCUCUAUGGCUCUAAUUUGAUAGGCAACAGCACUGCAGAAUCGAUCAGUACUGCAAAAUGAUUAACAUACUUUAAGAAGCUAAUCUUCAGUAGUUCUGAAAAUUUUAGCUUCCAUCUUCACCCAGAAUGUUCCAAUCUUUAAUAUGAUUUCUGGAAGGAACUUUAUUUGAGAGUUUCUUUCUUUCCAAUUUGAGAAGCUGUGAAUGCCUUUUUAUUUGGGUUAUUUACUUUUACAGCAUAAUAACUGCUGCUCCAUACUGAAUAUGUCCAAUUAAGAAUAUCGCAAUCAGUUGCAGUACAACUGCAGAAGUACAGAGGUGAAAAUUUCAUCAGAGGGUUUCAAGGUCAGCUGUGCUUUCUCAUUGAUCACAACCUCCAGUACUACAAUAAGUUAUAGAAAGAGCAGCUCUGAGGAAUUUUUCACCUGUGAAUUCUGCUAAACAAUGAUUUGACUGAGAUUUCCAUGUAGUAAAGUUUCUUUGAGAUUUUAAAAAAAGAAUUCUGAUUCCACUUCUGCUCAUCUUAAAUUUGUCGCCUUCAUGUCAGUUGGCAAAAGCAAUCUAGCACAAUUUAGCUUAACGUAACAAUCUUUGAAAAUUAAAAGGGGUUAUCAGGUCACAUUAUAAUCUUCCUUAAUUCUCAUCUUAACUGAAAAAUCUUUCUCAAAUCCUUCUUCAUUUAAGUAAUCUUAAUGUAUGGAGUGUAUUUACACUGUAAUCAAUUUCUUCAUGUAAUGAUGUGCUAAAGAUAACAGCAAUUCCUCUGCUGUAGCCCAAGGUGUUGCUGAAAAUCAACAUGGCUUCCUUGAAUUCCUACUCUUCGACCUUGAUUUUACAGUGUUUACACCCAAUUUUGAUUAUUUCAAAAUGGCCAAGAGCAUAAAUGUUUGCAAUGACAUUAUACGGUUCCCUGUUCACAAAAUCAUUUGCAAGUUUUUCAUUCAAAGUAAUAGUACAGGAAGGAACACCUGUUCAAAUAUAAUUAGACAACAGACAUACUUAAAUAAUUAAAUACACAUGUCAAACAUUUAAUUUUCUAAUACAGGAAUUUCAACACGAAACCAUCAUCCAGUGAUGCUAGGCAGUUGUAUCAAUUUCUUUACUGUCAUGUGCUAGCAAAUGAUUACAUUAUGAGGAAAGCUUAAAGUUACUUGGCCUGAUUAUUAGGGAGUAAUCUAAAUGAGGUAUUUAAGAUUAUUAUUAAUUAGAUGUAAGUGGAUAAAGUACUUCUUCUGGCAAAAGAAUUGAGAAAGAAUUGACAAAACCUUUGAAUUAAGCCGUGCAGCAGUGAUAUCAGAAGCGUUUCUUUAUGCAGGGUAGUGGAAGACUGCAACUAUCUUUCCCUAAAAAGCUGUUGAAUCUAUCUUAGGUUUAAAAAAAAGUAUUAAACAUUACUGAACCAAAGUGCAUAGAUGGAAUAAAAAUAUGAAACAGCCAAGAUUAAAUUUAACUGGUGAUCAAAGAGCUGUUUGGCCUAUUCCUGUGCCAAUCUUUCCAGCACAGCAUUAAAACUGGGCAUUCUGCUUUCUAUGUUACAGCUUCAAAGUGUAACCGUUUGACACAGUCAAUAGCAGCAAUUUUUUUUCCCCUUUAGGAAAAUUCCCUCCUCGUGUUACUUGGACAAACUGCUGAAAUGCAAAGGAUUAAGUUGGCCAAGGAGCACAGGAAGCCUUUUAGUUUAAUUCAUUCAUGAGAUGUGGGUCACUGGCUCGGGCAACAUUUAUUGCACUCCCUAAUUACCCUG
Messenger RNA from Stegostoma tigrinum, 5216 nucleotides. Its product is annotated as progranulin-like. Gene Ontology annotation, cellular component: extracellular region. The record is from RefSeq and is a predicted model, not a curated record. Bases 517 to 1554 code for a protein of 345 amino acids. Lineage: Eukaryota; Metazoa; Chordata; Chondrichthyes; Orectolobiformes; Stegostomatidae. The transcript is spliced from 6 exons.